Morone saxatilis (striped sea-bass) is the source of this 2469-nucleotide messenger RNA. Its product is annotated as fibronectin type III and SPRY domain-containing protein 2. Lineage: Eukaryota; Metazoa; Chordata; Actinopteri; Moronidae. The transcript has 13 exons. The coding region runs from base 167 to 2065 and encodes 632 amino acids. Gene Ontology annotation, molecular function: protein binding. The record is from RefSeq and is a predicted model, not a curated record.
ACAGGCCUGGGACAUUUGAGCAGUCUGAGUCCCCACAAUCUAUUUUUGUCACAGUAUCUGGGUGAGGGUGGGACUGCUGACAGAGUUGGCUUGUCGGACACCAUUGCUGGGCUGAAAUGGUUGUUUAGAACAGACUGGUUUACUGAUUUAUCCAGUCAUUCUCCUCAUGGACCUGUACGAUAUCAGAGGAGGCAGACUGGAUGUGAUUGCAGAGGAGGCUGAGCAUCAGGAGUUAAGCAGAGAGUCCACCACUAUGGAGCCCUACAAUGUGGUAACAGACAGAGGAGGGAGGGCGACCAGAGAUGUUUCAACCUUCCAGAGGUUCUCCGUCGACACCAACGAGUCCCUUCGUUUCGAGCCCUGCGAGGACAGCUCUCCGUCUCCCACUGGGGCAGAAGAUGGAUUUGAUGAUGAUGAUGUGUUUAAGGAGGGAGAAACAGAGAGUGAGACUGUCACAAUCAGGAAUCGGUUGCAAGGGAAGGUUGCUGAGAUGGAGAGCUUUGCGGGUCAUCUGGAGGAAAUCUUUCUCACUGUGGAGGAGAAUUUUGGCCGUCAGGAGCAGCACUUGGAGCAGCACUACAACGAUGUGCUGCAGACGUUGUCUCAGCGAUAUGACGAGAGAGCAGCGGGGCUGGAGGAGGAGAAGAAGGGCAAGCUGGAAGCACUGUACAAUCAGCUGCUGGCUUGCGGUCAAGCAAUGGAUGCGUCCAAGGAGCUCAUCGAGACGGCCCAGGAGGUUUACCGCAGCCAAGACAAGAGGCUCUUCCUGAAGACCGUUAUGCCCACCAUUAAAAGAAUCAAGGAGUUUGCCAAAGAGGAGCUUGACCUCACGUUGGCCACAUGUCUUGAGUUUAACACACCGCUUGCUGACUUGUCCGAUGUCAAAACCAUGAUGGACUCCAUCAACGUUGUUCCAGCUCCAUCUGCCCCAGUAAUCAACCCCCAGAUGCCCAACUCUGCCUCUCAGACGUCCCUGCGCGUGUGCUGGAGCUUGUUCUCCGACGACACGGUGGAGUACUAUGAGCUGUACUACAGACCAGUGCUGGAGGACAUGCCAGCAGACAGCACCUGUGCACCACACGUCAGCACGGUAAAAGUGAAGGAGACCCACUGCACCGUGACAGAUCUGCUGCCCAACGCUCAGUAUGAACUGUGGGUGACUGCUACCAACACCACAGGCAUCAGCCCGGCGAGCGAGAAGGCCUUAUACGUGACAGUGCCAUCGCCUCCAGUGAUCAAGCAGAGAGAGUGUACUAGCUGUCCAGAGGCUGCUCUGAUCCGCUGGGAGUCAGGAAACACCAACCCUGUAGACUCUUACACUGUAGAGCUCAGCGAGAUGGGUACUGACGGCACAGAGAGCAUCGUUACCGAGUCUAUAGUAGCUGUGCCCACCUGUCAGUGUCUGAUCCAGCUGCAGACGGGACGGCGUUACCUCAUCUCUGUAAGAGCAGUCAACAUCGGCGGGCCCAGCGUCAGAAGUGAAGCGAUUACUGUCUCCACAACAGGAACGUUCUUCUAUCUCCUGGAGGACAGCGCCCACCCCUGCCUGUCCUUCUCUGAAGAUGGCUUUACGAUAUUUUAUGGUGACGAGGAGCUGCCGAUCAGCGCUAUGGCCUUGGGCGAUAACACCUUCACCAGAUGUGUAGCUGUCCUGGGGGAUCUGAUUCCAGUGCGAGGCAGGCAUUACUGGGAAGUUGAGGUGGAUGAUGGGACGGAAUUUAGGAUCGGAGUUGCGUAUGAGGACACAGGGAGGAACUCGUACCUCGGAGCCAACAAUACGUCCUGGUGUAUGAGACACAUUCUCACUCCAUCCAGGCAUAAAUAUGAGUUUCUGCACAAUGGCUGGAGUCCUGACCUGAGGAUUACAGUGAACCCUGUGCGGAUAGGAGUGGCACUGGACUACGAGAGGGGGACUCUGUCCUUCUUUAAUGUGGAUCUGGAACAACACUUGCAUACCUUUCACUGCCACUUCCGAAAUUAUGUUCACCCCUGCUUUGGCAUGGACAACCCAGGAGCUCUUACUGUACAUAAUGGCAUCGAGGCACCGGAGUACACAUUCAUCUGACACCAGCAAUAAUAGUAUUACCAUGACAUAAAACCCAGGGCUGCUAGGAAGUGAAGUGAAAAACUUAUUUAUAACACUUACCAAAGCUGAGUGACAUCUUCAAUAAAGAAAACCCAAAUUCAUAAAAACAAAAAAACAUAUCUGCUGAUCUUUCUCAGCAGUAUAAAAUGUGUGUGACCUAAAGACAAUAAGGGGUUUUCAGUUCUUUUUAUUAUAGUAUUCCAUGGGAACAGGCAUACACCAUUUUCCAAUAUAAGAAAAGUUUCACUGAAUUUUACAAUAUGUAUUUAUACCAUCAGCAACUGCAGCAGACCAAGUGUUUCAGUUCAAAAAAGGAAAUAAGGGGCUUGUUUCUGAUAAACCAAAAGAUGCUUUGAAAAAUGAAAUAAAAGUGUUUUAAGAAA